AUGGACCAGUAUCUUAAAGAUAGUCCGAAUGAUCAAUUUGAUCAAAAUUUCGAUGAGAAUUAUCAAUUCGAUAAUUUCGAAAAUCAUCAAGAUAAUGUUAAUCAAGUAAAUAAUAAUUUUAGUUUAAAUAUGGAACAACCUUUUGAGAGUAAUUUACAAGAUGAUUUUGAUAAUCAAUUUCCUUCAAUCCCCGGAUCAGAAUUCUUAAGUCCAAGAAAUGAAGUCGGUUCAUAUCAUAAUGAACCAUUCUUGGAUGAAUUAGAUUCUAACUUCCAAAUUAAUCAAGGAGCUUCACCUCAAUUUGUUGGUAGUUUCAAUAACGAACCAGCAAAUUUAGAUCAAAUCAUAUCACCACAAAACAAUAAUAAUAAUGGAGGAUUCUUAGAUUCUCAAUACUUUUCACCUCCAACCAAAGCAACCAUUGAUUUAAAUACUUUAAGUCCAGAAAUUGCUGCUAAUAUUAAUGCUAGAAGUAUCCCAUUUCAAAAUAUUAAUAAUUUUGAUUUAAAUUCCGGUUCUUAUUUGUCACCAAGCUCAACUAAUUUCGGUGAAAGUAUAGAUACGUUAAGAUCACCAAAUUUUGGAUCUUAUUUGAAUUCACCUCCUCAAUAUAAUCAUAGUAGAAGUAUUUCCUUAAAUUUACAAAAUUCAAGUGUACCAAAUAAUAUGGAUAAUUAUUUAUCACCACCAAACACAAGUUCAAACGGGAAUCUUAAUUUCCCCAAUACUUAUCAACCAAGAAGUCAAUUUUCUGAAUUUUCUAAUGAUUCAUCAAAUCAAUUAGGUACUUCUGCUCCUAGUAAUAGUGGAUUAGAAGAUAAUAUUUCAUCAAAACAAUUAACCAAAGAAGAGAAAUUGAAGAGAAGAAGAGAAUUCCAUAAUGCUGUUGAAAGAAGGAGGAGAGAUUUAAUUAAAGAAAAAAUCAAAGAAUUGGGAGUAUUAGUACCUCCAUCAUUAUUAAAUCCUCAAUUAGUAGCAGUACAAACAUUCCAAAAAUCCGCUCAAUUGAAUAAUGAAGAAAUCAGUGAAUUAUUAAGUACAGUUAAAGUUAAAGAAUCUAAGCCAAACAAAUCAACAAUUUUGAAUAAAUCAGUGGAUUAUAUAAUACAUUUACAAUAUGUUUUACAACAACAAGAAAAGGCUAAGAAAUUAUUACAAGAUAACAUUAAUAAUUUGGAACAAGGUAUACCGAAUUUGAGUUUAGGUAAUAAUAAUGAUAAUUCUAAUCCUUCAGAUUUAUCCAACAAUAUGGUUGAUAAUACUGAUGGGAAUUUUAUGCAAGAUUUCCAAAAUCACCAAAAUGAAGAGAAUUUCGAUCCUGAUGAAUUCUUCCUGGAGAUUAUUACUGGUAAUGAUCAAAUAUAG
Messenger RNA from Yamadazyma jaroonii, 1365 nucleotides. NCBI's taxonomy places the organism in Eukaryota, Fungi, Ascomycota, Pichiomycetes, Serinales, Debaryomycetaceae. The record is from the annotation of a GenBank genome assembly.